UUCGACCAGUCGAGACGUCAGUCGUUAGUACGACCGCUCGGUACGCGUCUCUUCUCUUGCCUCUGCAUUUAAUCUCUUGCCGAAGACCUUUUCACACUGAACAAUCAUAAAAUUCAGUAAAAAAACACACACAGACAAGCAACGAUGGCGAAAGUUACCGCUCGAUUUUUACACGGUACUGUUAUUAGUUGGUGCGUUCGUCUAUGUUUUAUUGGGGUUUGCUGUGCGAUUAAACGAGACAAUUACGCGUACGAAAUAGACGCAGCGCAUCAUCGUUUAGAGCAUUCGGUGCACAUAGAGGUGCUCGGCGAUGAUCUGUCACAUAAUCAACAAAAGAGGGCCGUGCCAAGUAUAAAAUCGACGCCGAGUAUGACAACUCCGAUCAGUACUACAGAGAAGACCUGGCAGAAACCCUCAAAGCUACCAGACGGCCUGAAGAAAAUCGAAAUUCUCGGUGCCAAUGGUACUGGACAAAGGUGGCCCAAUGUAACCAAUACAUCAGUACUACGUGAUCAAAUCGCCGUAAUACAUCCACCAAUCACCACCAACGCACCUCCGAAUGUCUCAACGAUUUCGCCAGAACCCGAUAUGCCUCCGGGAGUGAUGCCGGACUUUCCGGAUCUUACACCCGAAGACGUAAACGGAGGUGACGACAUCGAGAAACAGGAUUUGGCGAAGAAUAACAUCACCAACAUCAAGUAUGACAACCACAUAUUUUAUAACAGUACCAUGUACAACGAUCCAGAAAAGGGGAAGGAGUUCUGGGUGGACAUGUCCAAACAGGCCGACGUCAAAGUGAACGAUUUGCUUUCUAAUUCACAUAGGAGAGCUGCGACGGUAAAACUCUCCUUCGAAUUCCCGUUUUAUGGACGAUACAUACAAAAUGUGACCAUAGCCACCGGUGGAUUCCUCUACACAGGGAACUACGUGCACUCCUGGUUAGCUGCAACGCAGUACAUUGCUCCAUUAAUGGCGAAUUUUGAUACUGGGAUCUCCAAUGACAGCGUCGUGAGAUACGUGGACAAUGGAACCUCGUUCACGGUUGAGUGGGACAGGGUAGACCUGCAGGACAAACCUGGCAGCGUGUUCACAUUCCAAGUGACCCUAAACAAGAACGGCGACAUCAUUUUCGUCUAUAAAAACGUCUCGAUCCCCAUUAAGAACAUCGACGACAAGUUUCACCCAGUAAAAAUCGGUUUGUCUGACGCAUACAUCUUAGAUCGAACAGUGUUUUACGUCAGACGUAAAACCAUUUACGAGUACCAUCGGGUCAGCUUCAAUAAGGAGGAGAUCAGAAACUGGACAGCGAUUUACCUGAAGGCCUUGCCGACCUGUCUGGACCUCCUUAACUGUUCUUCUUGCUUGACCAAUCAACUUGGAUUAAACUGUUCCUGGUGUCCCAGUUUGAACCAAUGCUCUACAGGUACAGAUCGCAACAGACAGCUGUGGUUGGACAAGAACUGUCCCUUGCGUAACGUGUCUUCGCCAGAGCAUUGUGCCAAUCUGCGUUAUUUUGAGAAGUUUGGCUACGAAUCUACUAAUCAAACGUUAAACGACGAGGUGGAGGGAGUGAGCAAAUAUGGUGACGAGGAUUACAUGGGAACCCUAGCUAGUAGAAGGAGGGAUGCUCCCCUAGGAACCUCCGGGUGUAUCGCCAUCAUUUUCGUGAUGUUAAUGGUCAUUGGGUCUGGAAUAUCAUGGAUGGCCUACGCUUAUAGGAACCCCCACACUACUAGCGGUCAGAUUUUGAUAAGGUAUCGACCCAGUCAAUGGCGAUGGAGGAGGGGCGAAGCUAGAUACACAGCAGCUACGAUUCACAUGUGAUAAUUUCAUGUUUUUAGGCUAACUGAAGUACUUCAUACCAUAGGUAAUAUUGCAUUCCAUUUCUAGAAAAAUAGACGUAGUGGUACUCUCAUAGAUUUUAAUUAAAUACGAAUACAACACAUUUUUUUAUGAUUUAGACUAGUAUAUAAAUAGGUGAACAUAUCUGUACCGCCUAGUUGUUUGACGAUUGUAAAUACAAAGUAUUUCAUAAUUUUUAAUUGUAUGUCUUUUAGCAAAUAUUUCUCUCUGCCGUUUAAUUGUAUGUUAAAGACGUUUCUCAUAUUGAUAAAUAAUAAGUAAAUAAUGUACUGUGAUAAGUUAUAUAUAGGUAAGAAGCUUAGAUAAAUUAGAUUAUCAUUUUUUGUAUAUAUAGGUAUUAUAUAUAAAUAAAUACGUAUUAUAAAGAAAAGAA
Messenger RNA from Anthonomus grandis grandis, 2236 nucleotides. RefSeq names its product plexin domain-containing protein 2. The transcript is spliced from 8 exons. The coding region runs from base 145 to 1824 and encodes 559 amino acids. The record is from RefSeq and is a predicted model, not a curated record. Lineage: Eukaryota; Metazoa; Arthropoda; Insecta; Coleoptera; Curculionidae.